AAUGACAACAAAUAUAAACAAUAUAGAUGUUGCACCUGCAAAUGCAACACUACCACCAAGCUUGACAUUUACAAAUCAUUCUCUUACAGUUGUUAUAAUAUAUUGUAUGUGUUUUAUCAUUGCUGCUGUUGGUAAUUUAACUGUAUUUGUAACAUUGUCAAGAGGAAGAUAUAGAAAAUCACGUAUAUCAUUGAUGAUUUGUCAUUUGUCCGCUGCUGAUUUAGUUGUUACAUUUAUCAUGAUUCCAGUUGAGGUGAGUUGGCGUCUUACAGUACAAUGGGUCGCUGGAAAUAUUGCUUGUAAAGUAUUUUCAUUUCUUCGUGCAUUUGGUCUUUAUUUAUCAAGUAAUAUCCUCGUCUGUGUUUCAUUAGACAGAUAUUUUGCUGUUCUUCAUCCACUAAGAGUUACAGAUGCAAAAAGACGCGGUAAAAUUAUGCUAACGAUUGCUUGGAUAAGUAGUGUUAUUUAUGCAACACCACAGUAUUUUAUUUUUCAUGUAUCAACACAUCCAGAAUUUCCAAAUUUUCAUCAAUGUGUCACGUUCGAAUCAUUGGAUAAAAAAUCAGAAAAUUUAUAUGCAAUAUUUUGUGUAUUAGCAAUGUAUUUUAUUCCAUUGAUAAUUAUUUGUUGGGCUUAUACAAAAAUAUUAUGUGAAAUAACCAGCAAAAGUCGUGGUCUUGAUCAAGUUAUUCCAAAGUCAAACAGCAGUAACACUUGUGAUAGCACUGGAACCAGUACCACUGGCAGUAGAAUGAGACUGAGAAGAUCAGACAUGAGUUGCAUUGAACGAGCAAGAAGUAGAACCCUCAAAAUGACAAUAACAAUUGUUGCUGUAUUUAUUCUCUGCUGGACACCAUAUGUUGGAAUGUUACUUUGGUACACAAUUGAUCGUCCAAGUGCUGAAAAAGUUGAUUCAAGAAUACAAGAAUUUUUAUUUUUGAUGGCUGUUAGUAAUUCAUGUGCAAAUCCACUUGUUUAUGGAAGUUAUGCUAUUGAUUUUCGUAAAGAAUGCUGUAGAUGUUUUUUACCAUAUCCAACAGCAUCAUCAUCAAGAAGAAUGGAAGGAGCUUAUGAGCUUGCUAAUCGUAAUGCAAAUGGAGGAAUGAUUCGUGUUAAAAAAAACCCGGGCGUCAGCUCAGUUAUAUGUGCUGUUAUUCCUGAUAUUCUUAAAGGUAAAGAUAGUAAAAGUACACAGUAUUCUGGUACUGCACUGUUACCAAUGAACUCAGACAGACAAAGAAUAUCAGAGAGUUUAUCUUCAAAAAAAUCACUAACUGUUGUAUAAUAUUAAUUUUAAAAAAUAAUUAAUGUACUUUUUUUACAAUAUAGAAAAAAAAAAAGAAACAAAAAUGUUUAAUGUUUCAAAUAUUGUGAGUGUGAAUUUGAAUGCAAUUUGAUAAAAAAAAAUUGAUGCUCACGUCCGGUUACGUGUGUUCACAAAAAUUCAUGAAUUAAAGAUUUUAUAAUAAAAAAAAAAAAAAAAAAAGAAUAAAUAAAUGUUUACAUAUCAGUAUUGAUCUUUGAACUGAAAACCAAUUUUUAAAUAAAUUACUUCAUUUUAUACUAAA
This is a messenger RNA of Aphidius gifuensis, 1568 nucleotides long. Its product is annotated as gonadotropin-releasing hormone II receptor-like. The transcript has 9 exons. NCBI's taxonomy places the organism in Eukaryota, Metazoa, Arthropoda, Insecta, Hymenoptera, Braconidae. Gene Ontology annotation, biological process: neuropeptide signaling pathway. Bases 2 to 1285 code for a protein of 427 amino acids. The record is from RefSeq and is a predicted model, not a curated record. Gene Ontology annotation, cellular component: membrane. Gene Ontology annotation, molecular function: peptide binding; vasopressin receptor activity; corazonin receptor activity.